GGAGGAAGGAGAGAGGAGGUGGAGGUGGCCGCAGCCUGAGUCGCGGCCGGGAUGUCCGGGCAGCCGCCGCCGCCGCCGCCGCAGCAGCAGCAGCAGCCACCGCAACAGCAGCAGCAGCAGCAGCAGCAGCUGCAGCUGCCGCCGCCACCGCCGGCGGCCGUGGCCCCGAUCUCCGGAGUCGUUCUGCCCGCGCCCCCGGCCGUCAGCACCGGCUCCUCUCCGGCCGGCUCGCCCGGCGGCGGCGCGGCCGGCAGCAGCAGCAGCAGCAGCAGCAGCAGCGGCGGCGGCGGCGGAGGCUUGGGGGCCGCGGCCGCCGCGCUGCUCCUCCACCCGCCGCCGCCGCCGCCGCCGCCCCCGGCCACCGCGGCCCCGCCGCCUCCGCCGCCGCCGCCGCCCCCCGCCUCGGCAGCCGCCCCGGCCAGCGCGCCCCCUGCGCCCCCGGGCCUCUCCGCGGGCCCCGGCCCGGCCCCGGCCCUGGCGGCGGCGGGCAGCAGCUCCGCGGCCCCCUUCCCGCACGGAGACUCGGCCCUGAACGAACAGGAGAAGGAGCUGCAGCGGCGGCUCAAGCGCCUUUACCCGGCAGUGGACGAGCAGGAGACGCCGCUGCCGCGGUCCUGGAGCCCGAAGGACAAGUUCAGCUACAUCGGCCUGUCGCAGAACAACCUGCGGGUGCACUACAAAGGUCAUGGCAAAACCCCGAAAGAUGCAGCAUCAGUUCGUGCCACACAUCCAAUACCAGCAGCCUGUGGGAUUUAUUAUUUUGAAGUAAAAAUUGUCAGUAAGGGAAGAGAUGGCUAUAUGGGAAUCGGCCUUUCAGCCCAAGGUGUGAACAUGAAUAGACUACCAGGAUGGGAUAAACAUUCGUAUGGUUACCACGGGGAUGAUGGACAUUCAUUUUGUUCUUCUGGAACUGGACAACCUUAUGGACCAACUUUUACAACUGGUGAUGUCAUUGGCUGUUGCGUUAACCUUAUCAACAAUACCUGCUUUUACACCAAGAAUGGACAUAGUUUAGGUAUUGCUUUCACCGACCUGCCGCCAAAUUUGUAUCCUACUGUGGGACUUCAGACUCCAGGAGAAGUAGUAGAUGCUAAUUUUGGGCAGCAUCCUUUUGUGUUUGACAUAGAAGACUACAUGCGAGAAUGGAGGACCAAAAUACAGGCUCAGAUAGAUCGGUUUCCUAUUGGAGAUCGAGAAGGGGAGUGGCAGACCAUGAUACAGAAAAUGGUUUCAUCCUAUUUAGUCCAUCAUGGGUACUGUGCCACAGCAGAGGCCUUUGCCAGAUCUACAGACCAGACUGUUCUAGAAGAAUUAGCUUCCAUUAAGAACAGACAAAGAAUUCAAAAAUUGGUAUUAGCAGGAAGAAUGGGAGAAGCCAUUGAGACGACACAACAGUUAUACCCCAGUUUACUUGAAAGAAAUCCUAAUCUCCUUUUCACAUUAAAGGUGCGUCAGUUUAUAGAAAUGGUGAAUGGUACAGAUAGUGAAGUACGGUGUUUGGGAGGCCGGAGUCCAAAAUCUCAAGACAGCUACCCUGUUAGUCCUCGGCCCUUCAGUCCAGCUGUGAGCCCCAGCCACGGGAUGAAUAUUCACAAUUUAGCAUCAGGCAAAGCAAGUACUGCACAUUUUUCUGGUUUUGAAAGUUGUAGUAAUGGUGUCAUAUCUAAUAAAGCACAUCAGUCAUAUUGCCAUAGUAAACACCCAUCAUCCAGUUUGAAUGUACCAGAACUGAACAGUAUAAAUAUGUCAAGAUCACAACAGCUUAAUAACUUUACCAGUAAUGAUGUAGACAUGGAAACAGAUCACUACCCCAAUGGAGUUGGAGAGACCUCAUCCAAUGGUUUCCUAAAUGGUAGUUCUAAACAUGACCACGAAAUGGAAGACUGGGACACCGAAAUGGAAGUUGAUUCGAGUCAGUUAAGACGCCAGUUAUGUGGAGGAAGUCAAGCUGCCAUCGAAAGAAUGAUCCAUUUUGGAAGAGAGCUGCAAGCAAUGAGUGAACAGCUGAGGAGGGAAUGCGGCAAGAACACGGCAAAUAAGAAAAUGUUGAAGGAUGCCUUCAGUUUACUAGCAUAUUCAGAUCCUUGGAACAGCCCAGUUGGAAACCAGCUUGACCCGAUACAGAGAGAACCUGUGUGCUCAGCUCUUAACAGUGCAAUAUUAGAAACUCACAAUCUGCCAAAGCAGCCUCCACUUGCCCUAGCAAUGGGACAGGCCACACAGUGUCUGGGACUGAUGGCUCGAUCAGGAAUUGGAUCCUGUGCUUUUGCCACAGUGGAGGACUACCUGCAUUAGCCGUGCAUUUCAAGCUCACACCUAUACUGUGGCAUAGUCAACACGGAAGUAGACCAGCUCUGCUGAUUUGAAGUUUAGACUUUUUAAUUAUGUACUGGGGACAGGUUUUUGUCGCUUUACAUUGCUUCCUAGUUUACAGCAUGAUGCAAAUGAUUUUCUAACUUAGUGUUAGGAGAAAUUAUUUUCCAUCUUUAACCUCUUAGUUGUCUAAGAGUUAAAUAUUGCUGAAUUUCAGACAUUUAAAUUGAUCAUCACAAAUCCUAUAAAUUACUUAAAAGAAACCAAAAAAUCCUGCCUUCUUUGUGUGGGGGAGAGGGGGAAAGGAAAAUGGAACAAGUUGUGUUUGUGUUAGCAUGUGGGUGAUGUAAAACUUCAAAUUGGGAAGACGUUCUGACCCCCGCUCCUAUAUAAGCAUCCAAUCAGUGUAACUUGCAAAAUGCAUAAACAUCGACAGUUUGAAUUUAUAGUGUUGAUGGAAGAAAUCAUUUUUAAUGUGUACUGUAAAACUUGAAAUACUCAGGAGCUGAGUGAAUAUGUUUGUUGCUACUUACAAUCCCGACCUGUUAGUCCCAGUAGUUUUGUUUUAACAUGGUCCUUUCAGCCUUGUUUCCUGUUUAACUACAGAUGGUUUCUGUUGUAGACUCACAAGUUAACUGUUGUAUUAUAACAGUAUUACAUGUCAACAGUGUGGUUAUGACCUUUAUUUAUAUAAAAACCAAAUAUUUAGUCAAUUUACCGUGUCUUAAUUUAAUCUUUGUACACCUUCCAUUUUUAAGUGCUUAAGAUGAGUACUAUAUUGCAAUAAAAAUGUAGUGAUAUAAUUAACCAGCCAUUAAAAAUUUACUUCUACAGA
Messenger RNA from Ochotona curzoniae (black-lipped pika), 3148 nucleotides. It is a transcript of the gene RANBP9, whose product is annotated as RAN binding protein 9. Gene Ontology annotation, biological process: cell surface receptor signaling pathway; cytoskeleton organization. Lineage: Eukaryota; Metazoa; Chordata; Mammalia; Lagomorpha; Ochotonidae. The coding region runs from base 52 to 2295 and encodes 747 amino acids. Gene Ontology annotation, molecular function: protein binding. Gene Ontology annotation, cellular component: cytoplasm. The record is from RefSeq and is a predicted model, not a curated record. The transcript is spliced from 14 exons.